AUGUUGUGUAUUUCCCAGUCGGCUCAAGAUGCCUCGCUUCAAAGGUUGAUGAUAAGGCCGGGACUGGACCCAAUGGACCCGGCCUCUGUUUUCUCUGUUUUGGAAGCAUUGCAGGGCGAAUGCCAGGAGCGGGAGGAGGCCAUCAAGCACUCCCAGAAGCACCUUGAGCAUUUGCGGCGCCUGGAGCGUGUGGCACUCGCCGGGGCUGAUUCCGGGCGCUUGACGCAGCUUCGACAAGUUCGAGGAGAGAUCUUGUACUUUGUCCAACAUUUCUCGGGCCCUCACAUAUCUCAAAUCCAGACAAGCACAGCCGAUGGGGAUCCUUCUGAGAAGAGUGCAGCCUCGUUGCUCCGGGAUGUGCGCCACUGGCAUUCAGAACUGAGACGGCUAGAGUGGAUAGAAGCCUCGCAAGCCAAAGCAGAGUCGGAGAGGUUCAAAGGCUUGCCUCUCACCCCUCUCACGGCAGAGCUCUGUGCACUUCACCAAGUGUUGGUGGAGCAGGAGGAAAGCAGAAGGGCUGCUGAGGAACACUUUCAGCAACUCCAGCAUCCAUCGCGGACUUCGCCGGGUUUGUUGCCUGAGGCACCGUCCGCUUGCAACGCAAGUGUGGCUGCCGGCAUUCGCCUGGCGACUGGUGCAUCUGGCACCCGCCCCCAGCCUGCGAGAGAAACGUGCGAUGUGAGAGGUGGUGCCGGCUUCUCACGCUCUCUUUUCAACGACUUCCGAUUGCAGGACGGUGCUGCGACGAGCAUGUACUUUGCCUCCUGCACCUGA
This is a messenger RNA of Symbiodinium natans, 774 nucleotides long. Lineage: Eukaryota; Dinophyceae; Suessiales; Symbiodiniaceae. The record is from the annotation of a GenBank genome assembly.